GACGUCAUUUCCGGGCUGAGGCCCCUGCGCCGCGCGGUCUCUCUCUCUCUCUCUCUCGUCUCCGGGGCAACGGGCAGCGCGCGGGCGGGAUGAGAUGAGCCGCGAGUGAGUGAGUGAGUGAGUGAGUGAGGACCCGGGCCGGGCCGGGCCGGACACGGGUUUAGGAGCCAUUGCUGUGGACGAAGAGACAGGGACGAGAGUGGCCAUUGAGGGUGGCCAGGAUGCCGGUGAGCCCCCCCCUGGUGGAGGACCACAUGACGGGGCAGAAGAAGAAGAAGCGUUGUGUGUGUGACGUGUGUGGCAAGGCCUGUUGGUGCCCGAGCCACCUGGAGACCCACCGGAGGGUUCACACGGGAGAACGCCCUUUCGACUGCUUGAGGUGCGACAAGAGCUUCAAGGCGGCGAGUGACCUGAAGAUCCACCAGCGAGUGCACACGGGCGAGAAGCCCUAUGGCUGCUCCACAUGCGGCAAGAACUUUGCCCAUUUGACGGGGCUGCGGGAGCACCGGUGGGUGCACAGCAGUGAGCGGCCCUUCAACUGCUCCGACUGCGGCAAAGGCUUCAAGUCACCCAAGGACCUGAAGGUGCACAGGCGCCUGCACACCGGGGAGCGGCCCUACACCUGCAGCUACUGCAGCAAAGGCUUCAACCAGUCCUGCAACCUGCUGCAGCACCAGCGAACCCACACUGGCGAGCGCCCCUUCACCUGCGUCCAGUGCGGCAAGAGAUUCACCCAGUCCAGCAGCCUGAUGGAUCACCAGCGGACCCACACCGGCGAGCGUCCCUACACCUGCGCCCAGUGCGGCAAGGGCUUCACUAAGUCCAGCAACCUGCAGGUACACCAGCGCACCCACACCGGCGAGCGCCCCUACACCUGUACCCAGUGCGGCAAGGGCUUCACCAGUUCCACCAGGCUGCUGUACCACCAGCGGGUGCACGCCGGCAAACGUCCCGUCCCCACCCCGGUGCGUGGAGAGCGCUUUGCCAUGGACUCCCACGCCCUGUCUCACCAGCACGUGCACACCAGUGGCCAGCCCUACGACUGCCCGUACUGUGGUGAGUCGUUUGACAGUUCGCGGGGGUUGCGGCAGCACCGGAAGUCCCACGCCGGCGAGCAGCUGCUCCCACUGUGACAAGAGAGCAUGGGGGCUGCGGGAGCAGCAGCGGAUACACACCAGAGAGAGACCCUUUGUGUGCGCUGAGUGUGGCAAGGGUUUCACCUGCAUGUCCAGCCUGUGGCAGCACCGGGGUACCCACAGCGGUGAGCGCCCCUUCACCUACCCACUCUGUGGCAAGGCCUUUGCCCGCUCUUCCAGCGUGCUGGCACACCUCCACGUGGAUAGGCGCCGUUCAGGUAAACACAAAAUGCUGGAAGGAAUGGGUAACGUUUCUGGUCGAGACCCUCCUCAGUCUCGCCCCGAAACGACACCCAUUAGUUCCCUCCAGAUAUGCUGCCUGUUCCUCUGAGUUACUCCAGCGUUAUGUGUCCUUUUUUGUAAACCAGUAUCAGCAGUUCCUUGUUUUUAAACCAUCCUGGUGAACCAUCUCUGCACCUUCCCCAAAGACUCCACAUCAGUCCUGUAAUGGAGUGACCAGAACUGUAUGCAAUACUCCAAAUGCUACCUGACCAAUGUCCUUAAAGCUGCACAUAUACAUUGCUCUCUCCUGAUAUCACUCCCUUUUAUCUUGCCUCUAUCACUUACUUCACUCAUCUGCCGAUCACCCCCUCAUCUGUUAACAUAGUGUCAUUCUGAAGAAGGGUCCCGACCUUAAAUGUCACCUAUCCAUGUUCUCCACAAAUGCUGCCUGACCCGCUGAGUCACUGCGGCACUUUGUGAAACAUCACCUAUUCAUGUUCGCCACAGAUGCUGUCUGACAUAGAAACAUAGAAAAUAGGUGCAUGAGGAGGCCAUAUAACCAUAUAACAAUUACAGCACGGAAACAGGCCAUCUCGGCCCUUCAAGUCCGUGCCAAACACUUAUUUUCCCUUUUUCCCAUCUACCUGCACUCAGACCAUAACCCUCCAUUCCUUUCCCGUCCAUAUAGCUGUCCAAUUUAUUUUUAAAUGAUAAAAUUGAACUCCAUCACUUCCACUGGAAGCCCAUUCCACACAGCUUGCACUCUCUGGGUAAAGAAGUUCUCCCUUAUGUUACCCCUAAACUUCUGUCCCUUAAUUCUCAAGUCAUGUCCUCUUGUUUGAAUCUUCCCUACUCGCAAUGGGAAAAGCUUAUCCACGUCAAAUCUGUCUAUCCCUCUCAUCAUUUUAAAGACCUCUAUCAAGUCCCCCCUUAACCUUCUGCGCUCCCAAGAAUAAAGACCUAAUUUGUUCAACCUCUCUCUGUAACUUAGUUGCUGAAACCCAGGCAACAUUCUAGUAAAUUUCCUCUGUACUCCCUCUAUUUUGUUGACAUCCUUCCUAUAAUUAGGCAACCAAAAUUGUAUGCCAUACUCCAGAGUUGACCUAACCAAUGCCUUGUACAAUUUUAACAUUACAUCCCAACUUCUAUGCUCAAUGCUCUGAUUUAUAAAGGCCAGCACACCAAAAGCUUUAUUUACCACCCUAUCUACAUGAGAUUCCACCUUCAUUCAGGGAACUAUGCACAGUUAUUCAUAGAUCCCUCUGUUCAACUGCAUUCCUCAAUUCUCUAUAAUUUACCAUGUACAUCCUAUUUUGAUUUGUCCUACCAAGAUAUAGCACCUCACACUUAUCAGCAUUAAACUCCAUCUGCCAUCUUUCAGCCCACCCCAUCCAAAUGGCCUAAAUCACUCUGUAGACUUUGAAAAUCUACUUCAUUAUCCAGAAGACCACCUAUCUUAGUAUCAUCUGCAUAAUUACUAAUCCAAUUUACCACACCAUCAUCCAGAUCAUUGAUGUACAUGACAAACAACAGUGGACCCAACACAGAUCCCUGAGGCACCCCACUAGUCACCGGCCUCCAACCUGACAAACAGCCAUCCACCAUUACUCUCUGGCAUCUCCCAUUAACAACCAUAUAACCAUAUAACAAUUACAGCACGGAAACAGGCCAUCUCCGUGCCGAACAACUUUUUUUCCCUUAGUCCCACCUGCCUGCACUCAUACCAUAAGCCUCCAUUCCCUUCUCAUCCAUAUGCCUAUCCAAUUUAUUUUUAAAUGAUACCAACGAACCUGCCUCCACCACUUCCACUGGAAGCUCAUUCCACACCGCUACCACUCUCUGAGUAAAGAAGUUCCCCCUCAUAUUACCCCUAAACUUCUGUCCCUUAAUUCUGAAGUCAUGUCCUCUUGUUUGAAUCUUCCCUAUUCUCAAAGGGAAAAACUUGUCCAUAUCAACUCUGUCCAUCCCUCUCAUCAUUUUAAAGACCUCUAUCAAGUCCCCCCUUAACCUUCUGCGCUCCAGAGAAUAAAGACCUAACUUAUUCAACCUAUCUCUGUUGAAUCCAUCUUGCUACUCCACUAUUAAUACCCAACAAUUGAAGCUUCUUAACCAACCUUCCAUGAGGAACCUUGUCAAAGGCCUUACUGAAGUCCAUAUAGACAACAUCCACUGCUUUACCCUCAUCAAUUUCCCUAGUAAUCUCUUCAGAAAAUUCAAGAAGAUUAGUCAAACAUGACCUUCCAGGCACAAAUCCAUGUUGACUGUUUCUAAUCAGAACCUGUUUAUCCAGAUACUUAUCUAUAUUAUCUCUAAGUAUCCUUUCCAUUAAUUUGCCCACCACUGACGUCAAACUAACAGGUCUAUAAUUGCUAGGUUUACUCUUAGAACCCUUUUUAAACAAUGGAACAACAUGUGCAGUACGCCAAUCCUCCGGCACUAUUCCCGUUUCUAAUGAUAUUUGAAAUAUUUCUGUCAUAGCCCCUGCUUUUUCUACACUAACUUCCCUCAAUGUCCUAGGGAAUAUCCUGCCAGGACCUGAAGACUUAUCCACUUUUAUAUUUUUCAAAAGUGUCGGUACUUCCUCUUCUUUGAAUCUCAUAGUUUCCAUGGCGACUCUACUUGUUUCCCUUACCUCACAUAAUGCAAUAUCCUUCUCCUUGGUGAAUACUGAAGAAAAGAAAUUGUUCAAUAUCUGCCCCAUCUCUUUUGGCUCUGCAGAUAGCUGUCCACUCUGACUCUCUAAUGGACCAAUUUUAUCCCUCGUUAUCCUUUUGCUAUUAAUAUAGCUGUAGAAACCCUUUGGAUUUAGUUUCACCUUACUUGCCAAAGCAACCUCAUAUCUUUUAGCUUUUCAAAUUUAUUUCUUAAGAUUCUUUUUACAUUUUUUAUACACCUCAAGCACCUCAUUUACUACAUGCUGCCUAUAAUUAUUGUAGAUCUCUCUCUUUUUCCGAACCAAGUGACCAUUCGGCCCUUCGAGCCAGCAUCGCCAUUCAUUGUGAUUAUGGCAGAUCAUCCCCUAUAAAUAACUCGUGCCUGCCUUCUCCCAAUAUCCCUUGACUCCACUAGCCCCUAGAGUAUCUAACUCUCUCUGAAAUCCAUCCAGUGACUUGGCCUGCACUGCCCUGUGUGGCAGGGAAUUCCAUACAUUCACAACUCUGGGUGAAAAAGUUGUUUCUCACCUCAGUCUUAAAUGACCUCCCCUUUAUUCUAAGACUGUGGCCCCUGGUUCUGGACUCACCCAACAUUGGGAACAUUUUUCCUGCAUCUAGCUUGUCCAGUCCUUUUAUAAUAAUAUAUGUUUCUAUAAGAACCCCCUCAUCCUUCUAAACUCCAGUGAAUUCAAGCCUAGUCUUUUCAAUCUUUCCUCGUAUGACAGUCCCCGCCAUCCCAGGGAUCAAUCUCGUGAACCUACGCUGCACUGCUUCAAUCACAAGGAUGCCCUUCCUCAAAUUAGGAGACCAAAACUACACAAUACUCCAGAUGUGGUCUCACCAGAGCCCUAUACAACUGCAGAAGAACCUCUUUACUCCUAUACUGAAAUCCUCUUGUUAUGAAGGCCAACAUUCCAUUAGCUUUCUUCACUGCCUGCUGUACCUGCAUGCCAACUUUCAGUGACCGGUGUACAAGGACACCCAGGUCUUGCUGUACCUCCCCCUUACCUAACCUAACCCCAUUGAGAUAAUAAUCUGCCCCUUUGUUUUUGCUGCCAAAGUGGAUAACCUCACAUUUAUCUAUGUUAUACUGCAUCUGCCACGCAUCUGCCCACUCACUCACCCUGCAACCUCCUAAUAUCCUCUUCACAGUUCACACUGCCACCCACCUUUGUGUCAUCUGUAAACUUGCUUAUGUUGCUCCUAAUUCCCUCUUCCAAAUCAUAAAUAUAUAUGGUAAAUUGUUGCGGCCCCAACACCAAGCCUUGGGGCAAUCCAUUCGCCACUGCCUGCCAUUCUGAAAAGGACCCGUUCACUCCUACUCUUUGCUUCCGGUCUGCCAACCAAUUUUCUAUCCAUGUCAACACCCGACCCCCAAUACCAUGUGCUCUAAUUUUAGUCACCAGUCUCCCAUGUGGGACCUUAUCAAAGACUUUCUGAAAGUCUAGAUAUACUACAUCCACUGGCACCCCUUCAUCCAUUUUACUUGUCACAUCCUCAAAAAAUUCCAGAAGAUUAGUCAAGCAUGAUUUCCCUUUCAUAAAUCCAUGUUGACUUGGACUAAUCCUUUUACUGCUAUCCAAAUGCCCCAUUAUUACCUCAUUAAUAACUGACUCCAGCAUCUUUCCCACCACCAAAGUCAGGCUAACUGGUCUGUAAUUCCCCGUUUUCUCUCUCGCUCCUUUCUUGAAAAGUGGGAUAACCUUAUCCUCCAAUCCACAGGAACUGGUCCUGAAUCUAUUGAAGAUUGGAAAAUGAUCAGCAAUGCAUCCACUAUUUCUAGAGCCACCUCCCUGAGGACCCUGGGAUGCAGACCAUCAGGUCCAGGGGAUUUAUCAUCCUUCAGUCCCAUUAGCCUACCCAAUACUAUUUCUCGCCUAAUGAAAAUUUCUUCCAGUUCCUCUACCCCCUUAGAUCCUCUGUCCUCCAGUACAUCUGGGAGAUUGUUUGUGUCUUUCUUAGUGAAGACAGAUCCAAAUUACCUGUUCAACUCUUCUGCCAUUUCCUUGGUGCCCAUAAUAAUUUCACCCGUCUGCCUUCAAGGGACCCACAUUUCACUUUGCUAUUCUUUUCCCCAUAACAUAUGUAAAGAAGCUUCUACUGUCCUUCUUUAUAUUCAUAGAAACAUAGAAAAUAGGUGCAGGAGUAGGCCAUUCGGCCCUUCGAGCCUGCACCGCCAUUCAGUAUGAUCAUGGCUGAUCAUCCAACUCAGUAUCCCGUACCUGCCUUCUCUCCAUACCCCCUGAUCCCAUUAGCCACAAGAGCCACAUCUAACUCCCUCUUAAAUAUAACCAUAUAACAAUUACAACAGGCCAUCUCGGCCCUACAAGUCCGUGCCGAACACUUAUUUUCCCUUAGUCCCAUCUACCUGCACUCAGACCAUAACCCUCCAUUCCUUUCCCAUCCAUAUACCUAUCCAAUUUAGUUUUAAAUGAUAAAAUCGAACCUGCCUACACCACUUCCACUGGAAGCUCAUUCCACACAGCUACCACUCUCUGAGUAAAGAAGUUCCCCCUCAUGUUACCCCUAAACCUCUGUCCCUUCAUUCUGAAGUCAUGUCCUCUUGUUUGAAUCUUCCCUACUCUCAAUGGGAAAAGCUUAUCCACGUCAACUCUGUCUAUCCCUCUCAUCAUUUUAAAGACCUCUAUCAAGUCCCCCCCUUAACUUUCUGCGCUCCAAAGUAUAAAGACCUAACUUAUUCAACCUUUCUGUGUAACUUAGUUGCUGAAACCUAGGCAACAUUCUAGUAAAUCUCCUCUGUACUCUCUCUAUUUUGUUGACAUCCUUCCUAUAAUUGGGCGACCAAAAUUGUACACCAUACUCCAGAAUUGAUCUCACCAAUGCCUUGUACAAUUUUAACAUUACACCCCAACUUCUAUACUCAAUGCUCUGAUUUAUAAACGCUAGCACAGCAAAAGCUUUUUUUACCACCCUAUCUACAUGAGAUUCCACCUUCAGGGAACUAUGCACAGUUAUUCCUAGAUCCCUCUGUUCAACUGCAUUCCUCAAUUCGCUACCAUUUAUAACCAUAUAACAAUUACAGCACGGAAACAGGCCAUCUCGGCCCUACAAGUCCGUGCCGAACAAAUUUUUUUUCCCCCUAGUCCCACCUGCCUGCACUCAUACCAUAACCCUCCAUUACCUUCUCAUCCAUAUGCCUAUCCAAUUUAUUUUUAAAUGAUACCAAUGAACCUGCCUCCACCACUUCCACUGGAAGCUCAUUCCACACCGCUACCACUCUCUGAGUAAAGAAGUUCCCCCUCAUAUUACCCCUAAACUUCUGUCCCUUAAUUCUGAAGUCAUGUCCUCUUGUUUGAAUCUUCCCUAUUCUCAAAGGGAAAAGCUUGUCCACAUCAACUCUGUCUAUCCCUCUCAUCAUUUUAAAGACCUCUAUCAAGUCCCCCCUUAACCUUCUGUGCUCCAGAGAAUAAAGACCUAACUUAUUCAACCUAUCUCUGUAACUUAGUUGUUGAAACCCAGGCAACGUUCUAGUAAAUCUCCUCUGUACUCUCUAUUUUGUUGACAUCCUUCCUAUAAUUGGGCGACCAAAAUUGUACACCAUACUCCAGAUUUGGUCUCACCAAUGCCUUGUACAAUUUUAACAUUACAUCCCAGCUUCUAUACUCAAUGCUCUGAUUUAUAAAGACUAGCAUACCAAAAGCUUUCUUUACCACCCUAUCUAUAUGAGAUUCCACCUUCAAGGAACUAUGCACGGUUAUACCCAGAUCCCUCUGUUCAACUGUAUUCUUCAAUUCCCUACCAUUUACCAUGUACGUCCUAUUUUGAUUUGUCCUGCCAAGGUGUAACACCUCACAUUUAUCAGCAUUAAACUCCAUCUGCCAUCUUUCAGCCCAUUUUUCCAAAUGGCCUAAAUCACUCUGUAGACUUUGGAAAUCCUCUUCAUUAUCCACAACACCCCCUAUCUUGGUAUCAUCUGCAUACUUACUAAUCCAAUUUACCACACCUUCAUCCAGAUCAUUGAUGUACAUGACAAACAACAAAGGACCCAACACAGAUCCCUGAGGCACCCCACUAGUCACCUGCCUCCAACCCGAUAAACAGCCAUCCACCAUUACCCUCUGGCUUCUCCCAUUCAGCCACUGUUGAAUCCAUCUUGCUAUUCCUGCAUUUAUUCCCAACAGUUGAACCUUCUUAACCAACCUUCCAUGAGGAACCUUGUCAAAGGCCUUACUAAAGUCCAUAUAGACAACAUCCACUGCUUUACCCUCGUCAAUUUCCCUAGUAACCUCUUCAAAAAAUUCAAGAAGAUUAGUCAAACAUGACCUUCCAGGCACAAAUCCAUGUUGACUGUUCCUAAUCAGACCCUGUUUAUCUAGAUGCUUAUAUAUAUUAUCUCUAAGUAUCUUUUCCAUUAAUUUGCCCACCACUGACGUCAAACUAACAGGUCUAUAAUUGCUAGGUUUACUCUUAGAACCCUUUUUAAACAAUGGAACAACAUGCGCAGUACGCCAAUCCUCGGGGACUAUUCCCGUUUCUAAUGACACUUACCAUGUACAUCCUAUUUUGAUUUGUCCUGCCAAGAUGUAGCACCUCACACUUAUCAGCAUUAAACUCCAUCUGCUAUCUUUCAACCCAUUCUUCCAAAUGGCCUAAAUCUCUCUGUAGACUUUGGAAAUCUACUUCAUUAUCCACAACAUCACCUAUCUUAGUAUCAUCUGCAUACUUACUAAACCAAUUUACCACCCCAUCAUCGAGAUCAUUGAUGUACAUGACAAACAACAGUGGACCCAGCUUCCUGGCCAGCUUCCCUUCAUACUUCAUCUUUGCAGCCCGUAUUGCCCGUUUUGUUUCCUACUUUUGUCCUAUGAAAGUUUCCGAGUCCUCUGGCUUCCGGCUACUCUUUGCUGUGUUAUACAUCUUUUCUUUUAGUUUUAUUCUAUCCCUAACGUCUCUUGUCAACCACGGUUGCCUCCUACUCCCCUUGAAAUGUUUCUUCCUUUUUGGAAUGAAAUAAUCUUGCGUCUUCCGGAUUAUGCCCAGAAUUUCCUGACAUUGCUGUUCCACCGUCAUUCCUGCUAGGAUCUCUUUCCCGUCUACCUUGGCCAGCUCCCCUCUCAUGCCUUCAUAGUCCCCUUUGUUCAACUGCAACACUGACACUUCCGAUUUAACUUUCUCCUCAAAUUGCAGAUUAAAACUAAUCAUGUUAUGAUCACUACCUCCGAGCGGUUCCUUUACCUCAAGUUCUCUUAUCAUAUCUGGUUCAUUGGACAACACUAAAUCCAGAAUUACCUUUUCUCUGGUCGGCUCCAUUACAA
Leucoraja erinaceus (little skate) is the source of this 9288-nucleotide messenger RNA. RefSeq names its product oocyte zinc finger protein XlCOF19-like. Gene Ontology annotation, cellular component: nucleus. Gene Ontology annotation, biological process: regulation of transcription by RNA polymerase II. The transcript is spliced from 2 exons. Lineage: Eukaryota; Metazoa; Chordata; Chondrichthyes; Rajiformes; Rajidae. Gene Ontology annotation, molecular function: RNA polymerase II transcription regulatory region sequence-specific DNA binding; DNA-binding transcription factor activity, RNA polymerase II-specific. Bases 222 to 1133 code for a protein of 303 amino acids. The record is from RefSeq and is a predicted model, not a curated record.